Caenorhabditis elegans is the source of this 348-nucleotide messenger RNA. RefSeq lists its product as uncharacterized. Lineage: Eukaryota; Metazoa; Nematoda; Chromadorea; Rhabditida; Rhabditidae. The record is from RefSeq and is marked reviewed. The transcript is spliced from 2 exons. Bases 1 to 348 code for a protein of 115 amino acids.
AUGCCACCUAUCAUUCCUCUAAACCUGACGCUGUCUCAUAUAUUGGGACGAAUUCAGCGAAAGUAUCCAAACGCGACCAUCGAUGCUCAGAGAAUCAGUGCUCAUAUGGGUGAAUUCAGAGUUCUGGAAUGUUAUUUCAAUAUGACACGCGUCGCCAUUAGAGCAAUAACUUACCCGCAAGAUGAGAAUGGAAAAGAAUCAUGUGCUUCUGGGGAAGUACAUUAUCACUGGGCAUGCUUCUGCGGUGUAUCACCUAAUCUUCAAGUUUACAUCAUACAUUACAAACCGAGUGGAAACAAUGUUCAACAAAAGAAGAAAAACAACGAGAACCUUGCCGUCAGAAAAUGA